Molecule: messenger RNA, 2321 nt
Organism: Rhizophagus irregularis DAOM 181602=DAOM 197198
Lineage: Eukaryota; Fungi; Glomeromycota; Glomeromycetes; Glomerales; Glomeraceae
Biological process (GO): proteasome-mediated ubiquitin-dependent protein catabolic process
Cellular component (GO): GID complex
Molecular function (GO): protein binding
Source: RefSeq, a predicted model, not a curated record
CUUGAAUAUCAUUCGUUUUACCAAGCAUGAAUGUUUCAGAAAUUUGUGGCGAUAGCUAAAUCUUAAAUGCUCUGUCACCUGAUGGAUCAAGAAAGGUACUUAUAUAUCUUUUGAACUAUGAAUUCCUUGAAACAUAAUCAAGCUGUUGAUGAAUUAAAUUCUUCUGAUCCAGCUGUUCGUGUAAAGGCCCUUCGCUUUAUAAAGAAUAACAUCAUUGGAAAUAAAACGAAGAAAGAUCUGUAUAUUCAACUCAACGUAAUUCCUAAGCUUGUAAAGUUCUUGAAGUCAAAGGACACUGUGGAUUCUCAAGUACAAAUUCAAGCUGCGAUUGUGUUGGGCAGUUUCGCAUAUGGAGGCGAGGAAAAUGUAACCGAAAUAGCAAAACAUGAUGCAAUCAAGCCUUUACUAGAAUGCAUCUCUUUACAAAAUGAUCCCCGUCUUAUAGAGGCUGCCGCUAGGGCAUUGAAAGCAAUUUAUAAAUGUCCCACCGCUGAUAAGAACGAUAUCUUCGCUGACCAUCAUUUACGUGACCUUAUUACACUUCUUAAUCCCGAUAGUCUCCAUCCUAAAACCGAUCGCGAAAGGAUUGCUUCAGUACAUACAGCUGAAUUGGCUGCUACUAUUAUUGCUCGUUGUUGUGAUACUAAUGAACAACAAAUUCAAAUAGCUAGUGCUGGUGCUUUCCCAGCUUUGGUUAAGUUGCUUACUUGUGGAUUUUCUAAAGCACAAGAAGCUGCACUAGAUGCUUUGGCAUAUCUCUGCCGGGAAAACCCUGAAUUUGGAAAAGCAAUCGUUGAAACUAAAUCUGAAACAAGUGAUAGCCCAGUUAAGAUCAUGUUAAAUUUGAUCCAGGACAAAUCAUCAACAAUGCGUUUAAUUGCUGCCAAAUGUUUAACCCACCUGAGUCGUGCAAAUGCUAUUGGCGAGUAUUCUAACGACAUCACUUUAAUUGUAUUACCUACAUUAGUAAAAUUGCUUGAUGAAAAAGGUCCUGUUCGUGAAGAAGCCCCUCACGUCUUAGCUUAUUUGAUUCGCGAUAAUGAAGAGUUACAAAAGGCUGCGUGUGACUCGGAUGCGGUUCCAAAAUUAGCAGAUUUUGUAACUCAUGUCGUGGACCAAGAAAGUUCAUAUUAUGACCCCGUAGGUGAUGGUGAUAAAUUAAAAGAGAAUGCGUUAAUGGCUCUCGCUGCUAUUAGUUCACUGACGGAUGAUGGACGAAAGUUAGUUGUGGAAGCCAAGAUUAUUCCACAUAUCGUUGCUGCCAUGUCACAUCGUUCUUAUGGAAUUCGUGCUGCAGCAUGUCAAUGUACUCGGAGCUUAUCAAGGUCGAUUAACAUAUUACGGACCAGCCUUGUAGAUGCAGGAGUUGCAACACCUUUAUUUAAACUUUUAUCUGACGAAUCAACGGACGUACAAGCGACAGCUUGCGCAACACUUUGUAAUUUAGUCUUAGAUUUCUCUCCUAUGAAAAAAACGAUUAUGGAACUAGGUGGAAUAGAAAAGUUAGUAGAGUUAGUGCGUUCACCAGAUAAUACACUGAGACUUAAUGCAAUAUGGGCAUUGAAGAAUUUAGUUUAUCAAGCAGAAUCAGAUGUUAAAGAAGCGGUAAUGAAAGUUUUAACAUACCAAACUAUGGAGAAUUUAAUUUCCGAUCAAGAAAUUGUCGAAGUACAAGAGCAAGCAUUAAAUUUAUUAAGAAAUCUUGCAUGCACAAAACCGAUUGACAUUGAAGAGGUCUUCAAAGGUUUAAGCGAAAAUAAAUUAAUGAAUAUUAUAGAAAAUAAACUAUGUUGGUGGAAUGAAAAUGAGGAAAUUAUUAAACAGGUACUGUAUGUGAUAAAUAAUAUUGCAUCGGGUUAUGAACGACAUAAAACAGCUAUUAUGAAUCGACCCACAAUAUUAACACGUAUAUUAAACUACAUGGGCCACGAUAAUCCGGAAAUUCGUGUGAUUGCAGUGUGGGUUCUCAUAAAUUUAUUGUGGACAGAAGAUAAAUCUGCUAGUUCACAAGUUCGAGUUCAAAAAUUACGUGAUCUAGGAUUUGAAGAUAAAGUAAAAAAUAUGACAAAUGAUGAAAAUUUAGAUGUUCGCGAACGAGUGAAAACUGUACUAAAUCAAUUUUCACAAGUGUAAUUAAAAUAAUAAGUAUUCAAUAGCUUACGCAUUGAAUAUACAUUUGAAACUUUAUAAUAUUACUUUUAAUUUAUUUAUUAAAGCUAAAUAUAACAGGUAAUUAAGUAUAAGCUUAUUAUGUUAUAAGGAAAACUUAAGAAUAACACAGUAGCUUGUAUGUAUAUUCAUUCCAUUUCAAUUUACUUCUU